AGGUACUUUCCACGGAUUCGUUGUUUGCCACUGGUUGGUUGUUCAAAUGCCACUGCGGUUCUGGUACUCGGUUGUCAUCGAACUCAAUGGUUCGGAUUUCUGUCGGAUCUUGGCCAUCUCUGAUUCUCGCGGCCAGGUUCCUCUGAUUCGAAUUAGGGACCUUCAUCAGAGAAUUGAGCUUAUGAUACGGUUUCCACAGGGCUUCUUCUCUGCCUCCAUCAAAGUUCUGUCCUGUGACUGCAGGCCCUCCAUCAUCCUCUUUCCCUCAUCGUCGUCGUUCUCCUCCGCAUCCUCCUGCGAGUGCAAGCCCUCCACCGUCUCCUUCUCCUCGUCGCCUUCCUGGACCUCACCGUCUCGGUUCCGUUGUUUUGCUCCUUUUUACGAUCUUCUUGCACGGGAUAACCGGUCGAUGAGAAGAAGAGCGGGCGACCGGGUUGGUAACGAUGAAAUGUCAGCGAAAGUAAUGACGGAGUCGACCGAGCGUGGCGGGAGAAUAUUUGCGUCCGGGAGAGGAGGAUGCCAAGACACCGAGGAGGAGGAGAGCAGAAGGAAGGAACCGGCAGUGUUUGCCUAGUUGAUUUGGAUAAGCUUACAUGAGAGAGGAAGCGAGGGGAAAGGGGAAGAAAACUCGAGAAGGGGCACAUCUAUAACGAUGACGUUUCUUCUGGCGAUAGGUCCGAGUAAAGGACUCUGUUCACUUACUGUCGGCGUCUUCUCCUCGAUCGGCUCUUCGUCAUCUAUUCCGUUAACAUACAGAUCUUUGAGGCUGCUAGGGCGACCACUGGAAGUUAGGGAUGACGCAGGGCUUCCACUUGGUGGAUGUGUAAACAAGGACGUGGGUGGUUAUGAAUUCCUGCGGGAAGUUAGUGGUGCCAAACUAGAGAACGAUGCUACUGGAGAAGUGGAAUGACGAAUACUUGUUUCCAUCAGACAGCUCGAGGAGCACAGCAAGGAAGCGUGCACCCCUUUCCUACAUUGCUGUCUGCUUUACCAAGAGUUAGAACACAAGCAGAGUGCCUUGUGGUGGUGGGGAGGAAGGGAGGAAAGAGAGAGAAGGGCAGGCGGGCUGUGGGCAGAAGGGAGACAGACAGACAUACAUUCAGACAGACAGGCAGAAGGCUGGAGGAAACCCUUUGCUACAUUGCUGUCUGCUUUAGCAAGAGUCAGAACACAAGCGGAGUGCCUUUUGGUGGUGGGGAGGAAGGAAGGAAAGGGAGAGGAGCGGGUGGGCUGUGAGCAGAAGGGAGACAGACAGACAUUCAUUCAGACAGACAGUCAGAAGGCUGGAGGAAAUGGGUGUUUCAGGGGUGGUGGCAUAUGUGGGUGGGUAUCUGUAUUUGGUCUUUUUUGCUGUGUGUCUGGCGACAGGGUUGUAUUACUUGGCAGAGCUAGUGGAAGAAUACACGAGGCUCGCAAAGAAGGUUAUCAUGUACACAAUUUUCUUUGUGAUGAUCCUCCACGCAGCUGUCUGGCUUGUUGAUCACACUCCGUUGACCUGUGUCUUAGUGGGACUCGCAACUCACGCUGGAUAUCUGACCAUGCUGAAGACUUUCCCUUUCAUUAGGCUCACAUCACUUGAGUUUGUUGGGAGCGUUUGCCUCUUGAUCUGCAGCCACAUGUUAUGGUUUCAGCAUUUUAUCUAUAACCCUGUCAACCAAUUCAUAACCGUUGAAUACAUGCUGGGGUUUGCAUUGAUAAUGGUCUGGUUGGUUCCAUUUGGGUUCUUCAUUUCGCUGGCGGCAAAUGAGAGUGUCCUGCCAGGUGUACCUGGACCAAUGUAUGGGGGAUAUGUCAAUAGAGGAGAUACGGUAGGGAUGGGGGGGGAGAGCUACAGGAGGGAGACAAGGAUGGGGCAAACCUCAAGCAGAGGAGGCGGGUCAUUGCUGGGGUUUUUCAAGUUCUUGAUGAAGAAGAGAGAUGACGUGCUUCCAUCUGUUAGAGCACAUGUACCGACAUCGUGCAUGAGUAGCAAAGACAGAAUACUGUAGUUCUCCUCCGCUUCACAUCCCUUCCUCCCUCUUCCUUUCAGUCCUGUUCUCUCGGCAUCAGUAUUUAGGUCACAAGAUCAGUAGGUAGGACACACUAUGCCAUCCAGGCAGCGUUCUUGCAAACAGCAAAAUGUGCUUGCCAAAACUUGGAGGGGAAUAUGCUCUGCUGAAGUUGGUGGACUAAGUUGGGGUAUUCAACCACCACCUGAAGAGGCUGCACAGCAGAACAAUAGACCAGUGUGUGGGAUUGAAUCUUUGAAUUGUAUUGAUGGGGAUGGUGAGAUGGGAUAUAGGGAUCUGUGUGUGUGCUUGGAUGAGGAGGGGGCGGAGCAGGAGACACACACACACACACACACACACACACACACACACACACACACACAGAGAGAGAGAGAGAGAGGAUGCUUGUAGCAUGAGUGGGAUCUGCAGGGUUGUACACUUCUUUACGCAGGUGGUGCAGUGUGUGCUGCUGUCGUUUGUUGCCGUUCACCAUCUCCUGCACGUCAUUCAGCCGGAAUAAAGGAUUGUAUUGCACGAGUUAUCUGGUUUUGACCAGUGAGUCGACCCAUUGAUGAAUGCUUUAUUGUGGAGGAUAGGUUUAAGCGUGAUAAGCAGGUCUUUCCUCUCUUUCCCCGCUUACCUCUUUUGUGGGUGCGUGUGUUUGUGUUAGAGAGAGAGAGGGAGAGAGGGCAGGAAGAAAGCGAGGGGGGGGGUGGAAGGGAAGGGGGGGUGAUUGGUGGUGACUGGGACAAUUGUGUACACAUUCUUGAUUUUUGUGGCAAAGGGGGUGAUUGGUGGUGACUGAGAAUGUUGUGUACACAUUCGUGAUUUUUCUGGCAAAUACAUUAAAUUUUAAAGUC
This is a messenger RNA of Chara braunii, 2848 nucleotides long. The record is from the annotation of a GenBank genome assembly. NCBI's taxonomy places the organism in Eukaryota, Viridiplantae, Streptophyta, Charophyceae, Charales, Characeae.